Messenger RNA from Triticum aestivum (bread wheat), 820 nucleotides. RefSeq names its product Bowman-Birk type trypsin inhibitor. The transcript is spliced from 2 exons. NCBI's taxonomy places the organism in Eukaryota, Viridiplantae, Streptophyta, Magnoliopsida, Poales, Poaceae. The coding region runs from base 118 to 669 and encodes 183 amino acids. Gene Ontology annotation, molecular function: serine-type endopeptidase inhibitor activity. Gene Ontology annotation, cellular component: extracellular region. The record is from RefSeq and is a predicted model, not a curated record.
UGCUCGUUGCAUGGUAGCGAUUUCCACGCGUUAGGUGAUCCAUCGGUGUCACGAGGCUACAUAUACUACGACUGGUUGCUAAUUCCAAACGCACAAGCAAGCUCAGUAAGCAACGCCAUGGGGAUGAAGCGAUGCAUCCUUCCCAGCAUCCUGCUGAUGCUUUCACUGGAGGCAGCCCUCCUCGUCGCCGGCCGCCCCUCUGUCGACGGCGAGGUGGGUGCCAUUCUCCUGCCGAGCCAAGGCCAAGUUGCAGACCAGCAAGCAGCCAUGGCGGCGCCGAAGAGGCCGUGGAAGUGCUGCGACCGCGCGCGGUGCACCAGGUCCAUCCCGCCGAUCUGCACCUGCGUGGACGAGGCGUUCGAGUGCGCCUCCACCUGCAAGGCAUGCGUGCCGUCGACGCGGAACCCGUCCCUCCAGGUCUGCGAGGAUCAGUACGUCGGCGACCCCGGGCCCAUCUGCCGGCCGUGGGAGUGCUGCGACUCGGCCGCGUGCACCAAGACAGACCCGCCGACGUGCCGCUGCGGGGACGAGGUCGAGCGGUGCGCUCCGACCUGCAAGACCUGCGAGCCGUCCACGUCGGACCCAUCCCUCAACGUCUGCAGGGACGCGUACACCGGGGCCAUCCCGCCCACAUGCACGCCAGAGGCGGUUGCCGCCGGCGGUAACUAGCACGCGCGUCGUCUCUACUCCUGCCUUGCUGCUGCAGCAGCCUGCACUUUGUGACUAUAUAAAAUAAAAUUUGGAUAAGCAACCAUGAAUACGCCAGCAGGUGUUAUUUAAUCUUCUUAAUAACUAAAUGGUGCUCGUUUCUUACGUUUCA